This is a messenger RNA of Bipolaris oryzae ATCC 44560, 354 nucleotides long. RefSeq lists its product as uncharacterized. The transcript has 2 exons. NCBI's taxonomy places the organism in Eukaryota, Fungi, Ascomycota, Dothideomycetes, Pleosporales, Pleosporaceae. Bases 1 to 354 code for a protein of 117 amino acids. The record is from RefSeq and is a predicted model, not a curated record.
AUGAACAUCCGCUAUAUUUCACUUGUUAGCGUGUUUGCAUUAACUACUAGAGCGUUUUGGCGGCCUCCUUGCUACUCUCGAUUGGGGGUUUUUCGAAUUGAUCUAAUCGUCUCGGAAGGGCUCCCUUCCCAACAUGCACACACGCUUCAUGGAGCACAGAACUUAGAUUUCUCGUCGUCCUACGAUAGCCUUGUUCAGUCUAAGUGCACGACAUGUGCAGUGCUUGAAGACAUGUCUGCUUACUGGACGCCACCACUUAUGUUUUUGCAUACAAACGGUACUGUAGAGAUUGUUCCACAAAUCGGUGGUAUGCUUAUGUCAGUAUUAAAAAUAAAAUUUAAAAUCUCAUACUAA